Messenger RNA from Ilex paraguariensis (yerba mate), 345 nucleotides. The record is from the annotation of a GenBank genome assembly. NCBI's taxonomy places the organism in Eukaryota, Viridiplantae, Streptophyta, Magnoliopsida, Aquifoliales, Aquifoliaceae.
AUGAAUGAGCAUAGACUGGGGUGGCAAUCCAGGCGAAAACUGUUACAACCAGACAACAAUGAUAGAAGAUCCCACAUACUGGGGAUCCGAUACUCGGAAAAGCAUAAUGCAGGUGAUUGGAGAAGAGUUCAGCAAAACAAAGGUGCCCAUUGCAUUUCUCAACAUCACACAGCUCUCAAGCUAUCGCAAGGAUGCCCACACAGCAAUCUACAAGAAACAGUGGAGUCCAUUGACCCCGAGCAGAUCGCGAACCCAGUCAGCUAUGCUGAUUGUGUGCAUUGGUGUUUGCCAGGGCUUCAGGAUACUUGGAAUGAGCUUUUAUUUGCCAAGCUUUUUUAUCCUUGA